Emericellopsis atlantica is the source of this 1175-nucleotide messenger RNA. RefSeq lists its product as uncharacterized. Bases 1 to 750 code for a protein of 249 amino acids. Lineage: Eukaryota; Fungi; Ascomycota; Sordariomycetes; Hypocreales; Bionectriaceae. The record is from RefSeq and is a predicted model, not a curated record. The transcript has 2 exons.
AUGGCAGAUCAAUUGCUGUCGGAAAUAAUCGAGAGACAUCCCAUUGGGAAAGGCCUCGAUGCCUUCUGCUCUUUGUUCAGCUCGACCUGCGAGGGUAGGGGCAUCUCGCGCGAACGCGACGCGUUGGAUCAGCUUGACCAAGAAGGGCGCGGUGCCCUUCGAAACGACCUCCUGAAACUUAUUGCUGCCGUCGCGUCCGACGACUUCGACUUCGACCGUGUCAAACCUCUCCUCAAGGAAGCGCUUGCCGACAAGCCUCAGGACACAUUGAUCUGGGAUCUUGUGUCUACUGCCACCGUCGAAUCCACCCCGCCUCCCCGACCGAUACCCUCGUCGAUCCAACAAACGCCGUGGAGUCGAAACACGAGUGGCUUCGUAAACUCUUCGGAAUUCCGCCAGGAUGUGGAUCCGGUCCUUAAGUUGGAGCUCGAGUGUCUCUAUGUCGGACUUCCCAAUUUCCACAAAACCUUCUUCGGAGAUGUGCCAGAUCUCGACACGGUGUCUGAGGCAGUCUUCGGCAGGUGUACCGAAGGCGACAAUCCACUCUUCAAGGAGGGGUGGAGUGGAUGGCCGGCAGGCGCCAAAGAGAGCGACGUGCUGGUUUGGUUUGGUGGCUUGAUCCCGAAGCUGGAAGCUUUCGCAAGCGACCGCAUUUCGACUCCGGCGGCUCGACGAAAGCUGUUGGCGCAGCCGAGGACACCACUGGGGGGCUCCACAAAGAUACCAUCUGACCUAAAACAUGCUCGCUGACGUCAGUAGGCCGGAUCUGACGGACUGAAAUUGUAUCAGCUUGCGCCAGAAAAUGCGCUUUGUUUGUAAAUGUUCUCCGGUAUACCAGUCACGUAUGCCGCCAGUUAUGCUAAUAUGUGACUUCGAGUCUUCCCCAACAGGCCAGACAGCAUGUUCCUUACUUAGAUCGACAAUCAUCCCUUGUAGAGACAAGACCAAAGAAACUCGGCGGGUUUUUAUGAAUGCAUCACUGGUAACGAGCAGUCACAUGAUCUAAAUAUUCGUAAGUAGGUGGCAGAGGACACGCCAUCAUUUUCAUCGGGAUACCUCUACCGGCACUUCCGAUCCAGUUCCAUGCUGAUGAUUGACAUUUCGCUGCCGGAUCUAAAGUUUCAGGGAGCUAAACUCUUACUAGCUGGCCGCUCGUCAUUGAAGUGACGCAUGAC